AUGCUGAGUGAACCCCUUGGAGACCAACACCUUGGCUUCUCAGAUAAACCAAAACCAGAUAACAAGCUAUAUCCUGUAUUAGAUGAGUUUAUAAAUCUAGAUCUGGAAUCAUUCUCUGAGGACUCUAAUGAGGACGAAUUAGAUGAGCGAGAAAAACUAGACCUAGAGGAAGCUGCGGCUGGUUAUGAGUGGGACCAUUAUGAGCCCCUAGGGGCUUCGGCACCGCCGAAGCCUCUCCCACCGCCCUAUGCUCCUCGAAGAACUAAAGUAGGGAUAACAGCACCUUGCGGCAGCUCACUGCUCCCUUCAGAGACAUGGAGAAAAGCUGCGCUGGCAUAUCCAGUAUUCGAGGACCCAAACAACCAGACACGACAUCACGAACCAGUAUCUCAUAAACAGCUAAAAGAUUUGGUUGAGUCAGUAAGGACAUAUGGGGUGACGGCCUCAUUUACUAUAGCACAAAUAGAGCGCCUGGCUUAUCAUGCUAUGACACCUGCUAAUAUCGCUCAGUCUUUUAAUCAGAACCGAAUUCUGUUGGAGUAUCUGAGAGGCAACUGGUCACAGGAGGCAGAGAAAUUAUCCCAGCAGUUGCUUACUCAGAUCAUCGCUCUCAAUGAAACCCGGCUCGAUCCUGUCACCCUCGGGGACCUUACCUCCACCUUCUCUUCUCUCUUUUCUUAUUUUAAGGAGUGGGUGGGUGUAUUUUUAUUUGGAGCUUGCAUUUUUUGCGGCUUCGUGUUUUGUCUAUGGUUGCUGUGCAAACUGAAAAGAACUCGAGCCAGAGACAAAGUCCUGAUCACUCAAGCCCUGCUUGCCUUAGACCUUGGUACUUCUCCUGAAGUUUGGUUGGCAACCUUUAAAGACUCUUAAAACCCCUUGCUUUUUACUGUUCUAUCAUAGCCAUUGCACCGUGUGGGAAUGUUCUCCCAUUGCACCACGAAUGGUAUGAGUGUCUCUCUUUCUUUCUGUGGCCCCUGGUCCUUGCACCCACUGAGCUUGUUCUCAUUGCACGUGGUAGGGCAGGGUAAACCUUUUUCGAUCUGGGAUAGCCUGUUCUCGAUCGGACCUCCCUUCAGGAUGGGCGGACCUUGAUCGAACAGAGUCCUGAGCCAAACUACUCAUCUUAAGAAAAACAAAAGGGGGAGAUGUUGGCCGC
Messenger RNA from Mastomys coucha (southern multimammate mouse), 1156 nucleotides. RefSeq lists its product as uncharacterized. Bases 1 to 870 code for a protein of 289 amino acids. Gene Ontology annotation, biological process: viral process. The record is from RefSeq and is a predicted model, not a curated record. The transcript has 2 exons. NCBI's taxonomy places the organism in Eukaryota, Metazoa, Chordata, Mammalia, Rodentia, Muridae.